CUUCUCUUACGAGGUCCUGUGUUUAUCAAAGAACCCAGCAACAGCAUUUUCCCUGUUGGUUCAGAAGAUAAAAAAAUAACUUUAAAUUGUGAAGCAAGAGGCAGCCCUUUACCUCAUUACAGAUGGCAACUGAAUGGAAGUGACAUUGAUUUGAGUAUGGACCAUCAUUAUAAGUUGAAUGGAGGAAAUCUCAUAGUUAUUAACCCCAACAGAAAUUGGGAUAUAGGAAAUUACCAGUGUUUUGCAACAAAUUCACUUGGAACAAUUGUCAGCAGAGAAGCCAAACUCCAGUUUGCUUAUCUUGAAAAUUUUAAAACCAAAAUGAGAAGCACAGUGUCAGUGAGAGAAGGCCAGGGAGUCGUCCUGCUCUGUGGCCCCCCGCCACACUCUGGUGAACUGUCGUAUGCAUGGAUCUUCAAUGAGUAUCCAUCGUUUGUUGAAGAAGAUAGUCGGAGAUUUGUUUCUCAAGAGACAGGACACCUCUACAUAGCUAAGGUGGAACCAUCUGAUGUGGGAAAUUACACAUGUGUGGUGACAAGUACAGUGACAAAUGCCAGAGUACUGGGCUCCCCAACUCCUUUGGUGCUACGUUCUGAUGGAAUAAUGGGUGAAUAUGAGCCCAAAAUAGAAGUUCAGUUUCCUGAAACUCUUCCAGCAGCUAAAGGGUCACCUGUGAAAUUAGAGUGUUUUGCACUUGGAAAUCCUGUACCACAGAUUUAUUGGAGAAGAAGUGAUGGAAUGCCAUUUUCCAGCAAAAUUAAAUUGCGGAAGUUCAAUGGUGUGCUUGAAAUCCCCAAUUUCCAACAGGAAGAUGCAGGUUCCUAUGAGUGCAUUGCUGAGAAUUCAAGAGGAAAAAAUGUGGCCCGAGGGCGUCUCACUUACUAUGCGAAGCCUCAUUGGGUUCAGCUCAUAAAAGAUGUGGAAAUAGCUGUGGAGGACAAUCUUUUUUGGGAAUGUCGGGCGAGUGGCAAGCCCAAACCCUCCUACAGAUGGCUAAAAAAUGGAGAAGCCCUGAUGCUAGAGGAGAGAAUACAGAUAGAAAAUGGUGCCCUGACAAUAUCAAACCUCAACGUGACUGACUCUGGCAUGUUCCAGUGCAUAGCAGAAAAUAAACACGGCCUUGUCUAUUCUAGUGCCGAACUCAAGGUUGUCGCCUCUGCUCCAGAUUUUUCAAGAAACCCAAUGAAAAAAUUGGUUCAGGUACAGGUGGGAAGCCUGGUAAACUUGGAUUGCAAACCCAGAGCCUCCCCCAGGGCACUCUGUUCCUGGAAGAAAGGAGAUGUGAUGGUGCACAGACAUGAAAGGAUUUCUUUUUUAAGUGAUGGUGGACUCAGAAUAGCCAAUGUGACCAAAGCUGAUGCUGGAAUCUACACCUGCACCGCAGAAAACCAGUUUGGGAAAGCUAAUGGUACAACACACUUGGUUGUUACAGAACCAACAAGAAUAACUCUGGCACCGUCUAACAUGGAUGUUUCAGUGGGUGAAAGCAUCAUUUUACCCUGCCAGGUGCAACAUGACCCUCUCUUAGACACUAUGUUUACCUGGUAUUUCAAUGGCUCCCUCACGGAUUUUAAGAAAGAUGGAUCUCACUUUGAGAAAGUUGGUGGGAGUUCAUCUGGUGAUUUAAUGAUCAGAAACAUUCAGCUAAAGCAUAGUGGGAAGUAUGUCUGCAUGGUGCAAACUGGAGUGGACAGCGUUUCAUCUGCUGCCGAGCUCAUCGUAAGAGGUUCACCUGGACCACCAAAAAAUGUAAAGGUAGAUGAAAUUACAGAUACAACAGCUCAGCUUUCUUGGAAAGAAGGUACAGAUAACCACAGCCCAGUUGUAUCCUAUGCAGUCCAGGCUAGGACACCCUUCUCCGUGGGCUGGCAAACUGUCACAACAGUGCCUGAGGUCAUUGAUGGCAAAACACUCACAGCUACUGUAGUGGAGUUAAACCCCUGGGUAGAAUAUGAAUUUCGGGUUGUAGCCAGUAACAAAAUUGGAGGUGGAGAACCCAGUUUACCCUCAGAAAAAGUAAGAACUGAAGAGGCAGUUCCAGAAGUGCCUCCUUCUGAAGUCAAUGGAGGAGGUGGAAGCCGUUCUGAACUGGUGAUAACCUGGGAUCCAGUCCCUGAAGAACUACAAAAUGGUGAAGGUUUUGGGUAUGUUGUUGCUUUCCGCCCUCUUGGGGUUACCAACUGGAUCCAGACGGUGGUGACAUCCCCUGAUGCCCCAAGAUAUGUCUUCAGGAAUGACAGCAUCGUGCCAUUUUCACCAUAUGAAGUUAAAGUGGGAGUUUAUAAUAACAAAGGUGAAGGGCCAUUUAGCUCAGUGAUGACAGUAUUCUCUGCAGAAGAAGAGCCUACGGUAGCUCCAUCUCAAGUCUCUGCCCAUAGCCUGUCGUCUUCAGAAAUUGAAGUUUCAUGGAAUACCAUUCCCUGGAAGUUGAGCAAUGGACAUUUACUUGGCUAUGAGGUGCGGUACUGGAAUAAUGGAGGAGAAGAAGAAUCAUCAAGCAAAAUGAAAGUGGCAGGAAAUGAGACAUCAGCCAGGCUCCGGGGUCUGAAGAGCAACCUGGCCUAUUACACGUCUGUCCGGGCUUACAACAGCGCGGGUGCUGGUCCCUUUAGUGUCACAGUUAAUGCAACUACCAAGAAAACCCCUCCCAGUCAGCCACCAGGAAAUGUAGUUUGGAAUGCCACAGACACGAAAGUGUUACUUAAUUGGGAGCAAGUGAAAGCAAUGGAGAAUGAAUCAGAAGUAACAGGAUAUAAAGUUUUCUAUAGGACUAGCAGUCAAAAUAAUGUGCAGGUGCUGAACACAAAUCAAACUUCAGCUGAACUUUUGCUGCCUAUCAAAGAGGACUACAUUAUUGAAGUCAAAGCCACUACAGACGGAGGGGAUGGCACCAGCAGUGAACAGAUCAGGAUUCCAAGAAUAACCAACAUGGAUGCAAGAGGAUCCACUUCAGCCAUCUCAACUGUCCACCCUAUGUCAAGUUACAUUUCUGUAGUACUGUUCUUUAUUGUAAAUGCGUUGUGGUGA
Castor canadensis (American beaver) is the source of this 3027-nucleotide messenger RNA. The record is from RefSeq and is a predicted model, not a curated record. NCBI's taxonomy places the organism in Eukaryota, Metazoa, Chordata, Mammalia, Rodentia, Castoridae.